GCGCCCGCGGCUCCGCUCGGCCCCACCGCCGCCUCCCGCAGCGCCGGGCGCGGCCUCCCCGGCGUUCGGCCCCGCAGGACAACACCUUCCUGCAGUGAGAAUGGAGGAUACAAGAGACAUCUGCCCUCACCUGGAUUCCAUAGGAGAGGUGACCAGGGAUGAUCUGCUGCUCAAAUCCAAGGGAACUUGCCAGUCAUGUGGAGCUGUGGGACCAAAUCUCUGGGCUUGUCUUCAGAUCGGGUGUCCUUAUGUUGGCUGUGGGGAGUCCUUUGCUGAUCACAGCACUCUUCAUGCACAGGCCAAAAAGCACAACCUGACAGUGAAUCUGACCACUUUUCGGGUCUGGUGUUACGCCUGUGAGAAGGAGGUGUUCCUGGACCAGCGGCUGGCAGCGCACACGCAGUCACCCUCGGAUUCUCCAUUGCCUGCUCACCCUUUGAAAGCUGUUCCAAUUGCAGUGGCUGAUGAAGGCGAAUCCGAAUCAGAGGAUGAUGACUUGAAACCAAGAGGCCUUACUGGAAUGAAAAAUCUUGGGAACUCCUGCUACAUGAAUGCAGCACUUCAGGCUCUCUCUAACUGCCCACCUCUCACGCAGUUUUUUCUGGAAUGUGGUGGUCUGGUCCGUACAGAUAAGAAACCAGCACUAUGCAAAAGUUACCAGAAGCUGGUGUCUGAGGUUUGGCAUAAGAAACGGCCAAGUUAUGUUGUUCCAAGCAGUCUGUCUCAUGGAAUUAAACUCGUCAACCCCAUGUUCCGAGGCUAUGCUCAACAGGACACUCAGGAGUUCCUGCGCUGCCUGAUGGACCAGCUUCAUGAAGAACUGAAGGAACCAAUUGUUGCAGAGACACGAGAUUUGGAUAUGGGUGACCAGGAUGACAAGCGCGAGGGUGACCGAAGUCCUUCGGAGGAUGAGUUCCUCUCCUGUGAUUCAAGCAGUGACAGGGGUGAAGGAGAUGGUCAAAGCCGGACCACAGGGAGCAUGGGAGAGACAGAGUUGUUGAUCCAGGAUGAAGGAGGGAGAGGGAUCUCUGAAAAAGAGAGGAUGAAGGACAGAAAGUUCUCCUGCGGCCAUCGGCGCAGCAACUCGGAGCAGGUGGAUGAGGAUGCAGAUGUUGAUACCACGAUGAUGCCAAUAGAUGGCAGAGCCUCACCUGAGAUGCUCCCAGCUCCCCGUCCUGCCAGCCCAUGCAGGACACCAGAACCUGACAACGAUGCCUACGUGCGCUGCUCCUCGCGCCCCUGCAGUCCGGUCCAUCACGAAAUGCACUCCAAGCUCUCCAGCAGUCCUCCUCGCUCCAGUCCUGCCAGGCUUGGACCUUCCUAUGUACUCAAGAAAGCCCAGAUGCAGGCUUCUGGGAAAAAGAAGAAAGAACUUCGUUAUCGCAGUGUGAUCUCUGAUAUCUUUGAUGGCUCCAUUCUCAGCCUGGUGCAGUGCCUCACCUGUGACAGAGUUUCUACAACAGUGGAGACAUUCCAAGACCUGUCACUCCCGAUCCCAGGAAAGGAGGACCUGGCCAAGCUGCACUCUGCCAUCUACCAAAGUGUGCCAGCUAAGACAGGGGCGUGUGGGGACAACUAUGCCUCACAAGGCUGGAUUGCUUUCAUCAUGGAGUAUAUCCGGAGAUUUGUGGUGUCUUGUAUCCCUAGCUGGUUUUGGGGUCCUGUUGUGACACUGGAGGAUUGUCUUGCUGCCUUUUUUGCAGCGGAUGAGUUGAAAGGGGACAACAUGUACAGUUGUGAAAGGUGUAAAAAAUUGAGGAAUGGAGUAAAGUACUGCAAAGUCCUCCGGCUACCAGAGAUUCUCUGCAUCCACUUGAAACGGUUCCGGCAUGAGGUGAUGUAUUCCUUCAAGAUCAACAGUCAUGUCUCCUUCCCCUUGGAAGGGCUGGAUCUGCGGCCUUUCCUGGCCAAGGAGUGUGUCUCUCAGAUCACCACCUAUGAUCUACUGUCAGUCAUCUGCCAUCACGGCACAGCAGGCAGUGGGCAUUACAUAGCCUACUGUCAGAACGUGAUCAAUGGCCAGUGGUACGAGUUUGAUGACCAGUAUGUCACUGAGGUCCAUGAGACUGUGGUACAGAAUGCAGAAGCCUAUGUCUUGUUCUACAGGAAAAGCAGUGAAGAGGCUGUGCGAGAGCGUCAGAAAGUUGUGUCCCUUGCCAGCAUGAAGGAGCACAGUUUACUCCAGUUCUACAUCUCUCGGGAGUGGCUCAACAAAUUUAACACGUUUGCUGAGCCUGGUCCCAUCACCAAUCACACCUUUCUGUGCUCUCAUGGAGGGAUCCCUCCUAAUAAAUACCAUUACAUUGAUGACCUGGUUGUGAUUCUGCCCCAGAACGUGUGGGAAUAUCUCUACAACAGGUUUGGGGGUGGCCCUGCAGUGAAUCAUCUGUAUGUGUGCUCUAUUUGCCAAGUGGAGAUUGAAGCACUUGCCAAACGCAGGAGAACUGAAAUUGACACCUUCAUCAAGCUGAACAAGGCUUUCCUGGCAGAGGAGUCUCCAAGUGUCAUCUAUUGUAUCAGCAUGCAGUGGUUCCGUGAGUGGGAAGCCUUUGUCAGAGGGAAGGAUAAUGAGCCUCCUGGACCAAUUGACAACAGCAAGAUUGCACUCACAAAAGCGGGUGGCCACAUGCAUGUUAAACAAGGUGCUGAUUAUGGGCAGAUUUCCGAGGAGACGUGGAUUUAUUUAAGCACCCUGUAUGGAGGGGGCCCAGAGAUUGCUGUCAGACCAAAUGUGGCCCAGGUCCAAGAACUGGAUAACCUGCAUGGGGAGCAGAAGAUUGAAGCAGAGACCUGGGCUGUGUGAUCUGUGAAGGAUGGGGCAGGGAAGGUACGGCACAAGUAUGUGUGCAGAUGGAUGGGGAAUCCUGAGGAGUCAAACCUAUUCCUUUGUGUGGUACUCAAAGGCGUGUGCAGCUCCCACCACCACUUUGGGGAAGGAAGGUAUCCUUGGCCAUCCUUUCAUGAGGUUCUGGAUGUAGGGGUGGUACUAUGAAAGACUGGGAGAAAUCAGUUUCUCUGUAAUUCAUUUUUGUAGCCUCAGUGGGAAAAAAACUGGUGGUGAGAUUGCAGAUGGACUUUACUAGCCUGUGUUUUGACCUGAGCCUCUCCCUUUUCUGUGCUUACAAGAAAUCAGCACUCUCAGCUUGUCCUCAGUAAACUGAUUCUCUGCUCCUCUGCAGGUUUUGCUUUUGGCACUUUCCUUUUUUAACCCUGUGUAAAGAUAAUGAGAUGCUAUUUAUGUUUCCAGUAAGCAGUGUUGCAACUAGAGAAACCUGUUUAUUUGAAGCUAACUAAAGCCACGGGGUCUUCUGGUAGUUUUGUGCUGAUGGUGCACAGUUGUCACAACUUCCUAGUUUUGCUCCUUAUCUAAUUCUUGCAACUUCAGUUGCAACUGACUAAUUUUGAAAUAGUCUGUUUCAUUCUCCCCUAAGCCCUAAAGUUACACCUUCACCAUCCUGGCAGGAUUUUCUGCUCCUCGUAUCUGAUUUCAUGUGUUCAGCAUGUUUUCAGAGAACAAAGCUGCAGAAUGAGUUCUCCUUCCCUCAGUACUAUUUCCCCUUAAGCUCCUGGCAGCUUGCUAGAUAUGGGAUGCAGCCUUACAGGUUAGACUCAAAGCUGUUCAAUGGGCAGACUUCUUUGAAACAGGACAUGGGACUUUGUUUGUAAGCCCAGAACUCCUUUUCAGAAUGAUCCUGCUGUCAGCACAGAUCUGUCCCCGCAUCUGUCAUGAGAAACAGAGGAUGAGUCGGGUCUGAAGAGGGUGACUGUAUGUUUGCACAGAGUCUGCUCAGGUGGGCAGGGCCCUCUUGGAGCACUGGAGAAGGUGCCUGGCUGAUCAGCUGGAGUGGCUUCAGGAAUGAGCUGCUUUCUGUAGACAAGCCUCCACCUGUGUGCUGAGGUCAUUUAGCUUCUCAGUACAGAUGUCCUUUGUGUAGGCAGUUGCUCAUUUAAUGAAUAGAAAUAAUGUGUUCCCUCUGCUGCUGUAGCUGUGGACUAUAAUAACAGCCAGCAGAGAGAGGCAGGAAGACAAGAAAGUCUGAACACUAGCUAUCCCAGCAGGUCUGUUCUUCAAAAGUUCUUCCUUCACCUAAGACAAGGCCAUAGCAAAACAGCAUGCACCUGUGUGUUUCAGUGAGCUUCAAUGGAAGCAAAGCUGGCAAGGCAGAAGGGACCUCUCUUGGGCUGAGGACCAAAACUGUGCGUUCACAGUGCUGGAACCUGCCUGGUUCCACAGCAUCACACCUGGGCUCAGGGGCCCAUGGAAAAGAGAAAGGAAGGGAGGGCUGCACUUUCACUCACAGAUAGAGCGAAGAGAAGAGUGCAGAAGAGUUUGAAAAGGAAAAAAUGUGGCCUUCAGAUUUUGUUUUUUAGACCAAAAGAUUGCUGUAAACAGCAAAUCCUUCUUUAAAUAAAUCCUGUAAAUGGUUCAGCAUGUUAAUUUCACUAUCUUGUUUAUUGGAUGCCUGUAUAUGCCCAAGGGGAGGUCAAAGAAUGAGCUGCUGUUGGGAUUUCUCAUUGUUCUCAGCUUUGUUCACCACUGCAGCCUUCUUGGAAGCUGCUGCAGAGCCUGUAGGGCUGCAUGUCUGUGUUGUCUGUGCCGUUCAGAGGAUUGUACAGAUUGUAAUAAUACUCCUGUGCUUAAGUGUUAUACUUUGUGCUGAAAACGUGUUACAAUAAAUAUAUGUGCAUCCAACACA
This is a messenger RNA of Phasianus colchicus (ring-necked pheasant), 4697 nucleotides long. It is a transcript of the gene USP20, whose product is annotated as ubiquitin specific peptidase 20. Gene Ontology annotation, biological process: protein deubiquitination. Gene Ontology annotation, molecular function: zinc ion binding; cysteine-type deubiquitinase activity. Lineage: Eukaryota; Metazoa; Chordata; Aves; Galliformes; Phasianidae. The record is from RefSeq and is a predicted model, not a curated record.